Molecule: messenger RNA, 2966 nt
Organism: Culicoides brevitarsis
Lineage: Eukaryota; Metazoa; Arthropoda; Insecta; Diptera; Ceratopogonidae
Gene: alpha-Cat
Product: catenin alpha
Exons: 9
Coding region: 199-2958 (919 amino acids)
Biological process (GO): cell migration; cell-cell adhesion
Cellular component (GO): catenin complex; adherens junction; actin cytoskeleton
Molecular function (GO): actin filament binding; structural molecule activity; beta-catenin binding
Source: RefSeq, a predicted model, not a curated record
UACGCCCUGGAUUUGGUCUGAGCAAUUUUUCCUCAAUUUCCCUAAAAAAUCUGGCGAAAUCGACGCCAAAACUUGGAAAAAUCAGUCGUGCCGUGACUCGCCUACUGCAGUUAAGUGAAAAUCCCGAGAAAUUCGUGCUCGUUUGAGGAGCAAACGCAAAAAACAAAAGUUCGAGGAAGUCCGUAGAAGAAAACUAAAAUGGCAGAAUUCGGAACGCUACGUGAGAAAUGGGAUCCAAAAAAUCUCGAAAUUCGCACAAUGUCUGUGGAAAAGACGUUGGAGCCGCUCGUGUUGCAAGUAACGACACUCGUGAACACAAAAGGGCCGAGCAAGAAGAAAAAAGGUAAAUCGAAGCGGGCAAGUGCCUUGGUGGCUGCCGUCGAAAAAGCAACGGAAAAUUUCAUCGAACGUGGAGAGCAAAUCGCCUACGAAAACCCGGAUAUUACGCAGGAAAUGCUCGUUGCCGUUGAUGAAGUUCGCAAAACGGGUCAAUCGAUGAGCAUCGCAGCUCGUGAAUUCGCCGAAGAUCCUUGCAGCUCAUUAAAACGCGGAAAUAUGGUUCGCGCGGCGAGAAAUUUGUUAUCAGCCGUCACUAGAUUGCUCAUUCUCGCUGAUAUGGUUGAUGUCCAUUGUUUACUCAAAUCCCUUCAAAUUGUCGAGGAUGACUUGGAUAAACUCCGUAAUGCCUCGUCGCAAGACGAACUUGUCAACAACAUGAAGCAAUUUGGUCGCAGUGCCAACGAACUCAUCAAACAGGCAGCAAAACGUCAACAAGAACUCAAAGACCCCCAAUUGCGCGAUGAUUUGGCAGCAGCACGUGCCGUGCUUAAGAAACACUCGACGAUGCUCUUGACCGCCUCGAAGGUCUACGUGCGUCAUCCAGAGCUCGAUUUGGCGAAAGUUAAUCGCGAUUACAUCUUGAAGCAAGUUUGCGAAGCAGUUCAUACGAUUUCCGAUGUGGCGCAAGGCAAGGCAUCGGCACCGCAAGACAUGUAUGGCGGUGCGGGAGAACUUGCGGCAGCUCUCGAUGACUUUGACGAAGGAAUUAUCAUGGAUCCGUUGUCGUACAAUGAAGUCAGAUCGCGCCCGUCGUUGGAAGAACGCUUGGAAAGUAUCAUUAGUGCGGCAGCGUUGAUGGCAGAUGCGGAUUGCACGCGUGAUGAACGUCGAGAACGCAUUGUGGCGGAAUGUAAUGCAGUUCGACAAGCUUUGCAAGAGCUUUUGAGUGAAUACAUGGCAAAUCUGAUAAAAUCAAGACAGAAGACGAUGGGAACUAAAGAACGCACUCCCGAACUCGAACGUGCGAUCGGUCAAAUGUACCGCAAAACGAAGGAUUUGCGUCGUCAAUUGCGCAAAGCUGUCGUCGAUCACGUUUCCGACUCAUUCCUCGAAACGAACAUGCCGUUAUUAGAUCUUAUCGAGGCAGCACGCACCGGAAACGAGAAAAAAGUGCAUGAACGUGCCGAAGCAUUCACGAAACACGCCGAAAAACUCGUCGAAGUCGCCAAUUUGGUCUGCAGCAUGAGCAACAACGAGGAUGGCGUGAAGAUGGUGCGUUAUGCCGCUGCUCAAAUCGAAACUUUGUGCCCUCAGGUCAUCAAUGCAGCGUUAAUUCUCGCUGCCCGGCCCAAUUCGAAGGUGGCGCAAGAGAAUAUGGAGGCAUACCGUCAAGCCUGGGAGAACCAAGUGCGAAUUCUCACGGAAGCCGUUGACGAUAUCACGACAAUCGAUGAUUUCCUCGCCGUUUCCGAGAACCACAUCUUGGACGACGUCAAUAAAUGUGUCCUCGCACUGCAAGAGGGUGACGCCAAUGACUUGCGAAAUACCGCGGGAGCCAUUCAAGGCAGAUCCCAGCGUGUUUGCAACGUUGUCGAGGCCGAAAUGGACAAUUACGAGCCAUGCAUCUACACGAAACGCGUCCUGGAAGCUGUCAAAGUGCUACGUUUCCAGGUAAUGUCGAAGUUUGCGCAGCGCGUUGAUGAUGCCGUCAACGUUUUGGCCUCGAAAUCGCCCAAGGAUGUCGACGAAAAUGACUUUAUUGAUGCGUCGCGUUUGGUCUACGAUGGCGUUCGUGAGAUUCGUCGCGCCGUUUUGAUGAACAGGGACGACGCUGAACUCGAACUAAUAUUAGAUCCGGAAGACAUAAUUUGCGACGAUCUUAAUACUCUUGAGACAAAGAGCAAAUCGAGCGCUCACACUGGUGACCAUACAAUCGAUGAAUAUCCGGAUAUCAGUGGAAUUACGACAGCAAGAGAAGCUAUGCGUAAGAUGAACGAAGAAGACAAACAGAAAAUCAUGCAACAAGUCGAACUUUUCCGUCGCGAAAAGCUCACCUUUGACUCGGAAGUGGCAAAAUGGGACGAUACUGGCAACGAUAUCAUCUAUUUGGCCAAACACAUGUGCAUGAUUAUGAUGGAAAUGACAGAUUUUACGCGUGGUCGUGGCCCGUUGAAGACUACGAUGGAUGUCAUCAAUGCGGCGAAGAAAAUUUCCGAGGCAGGCACGAAAUUGGACAAGUUGACGCGCGAAAUUGCGGAUCAGUGCCCCGAAAGUUCGACAAAGAAGGAUUUGUUGGCGUACUUGCAGCGUAUUGCGCUGUACUGCCAUCAAAUUCAGAUCACAUCAAAGGUCAAAGCUGACGUCCAAAAUAUUAGUGGGGAGUUGAUUGUGUCAGGACUCGAUAGUGCGACAUCCUUGAUCCAAGCAGCGAAGAAUUUAAUGAAUGCCGUCGUCUAUACCGUCAAGUACUCUUACGUUGCGAGUACAAAAUACACUCGACAAGGCACCGUUUCUUCCCCGAUUGUCGUCUGGAAAAUGCGAAUUCCCGAGAAGAAACCCCUCGUACGACCCGAGAAACCAGAAGAAGUCCGGGCAAAAGUUCGUCGCGCCUCUCAGAAAAAGACAACGAAUCCUGUCCAAGCGCUCUCCGAGUUCCAAGGGCCCACAGACGCCGUCUAAAUGGAUUC